AUGGCGUCGCGGGGGGGAGGUCGGACUCGGAACCGGAGUCCUCCUGGUACGGCCGGGAGCAGGGUGCGGCUCAGCAGCGGCUGGGCCGGGCCAGGCCGGGCCUGCGGCCUCGGUUGGGCCGCGGUUGAAGCGCCUGAGCCUGAGCCUGAGCCUGAGCUUGUUUCAUAUAUUCUGCAAGGAGAGGACAUCCAGGCACUUGAAAUUAAGGCGGAGGACCUGGAGAAACUUCAUGCUCCACGCCUUGCCCGUGAUGCUGGGAGAAUUCCAGUUCGGAAGAAUUACCUUGUCCGAAAAUACCGACCCAAGGAGGUGGCACAUCUUGUAGCACAUCCUGUUCCCCCCAAGGCACCCAGGGGACCACUGACUUUUCCUGGAUCAAGACAGUUUGAUGAUGGCUGUGAAGAGAUCCUCCCUCAUCACAUUUUGGGGAGUCUCCAGGAGUUAAGGAUGGAAGCCUUGGUGAAAAGAAACACUCAGCUAGCAGAUGCUAUUAAGGUUCCUCAUACAGAUGUUACUGCAGCAGCUUUAGAAGAGGAACAUGGAGGAGAGGAGAAAGCAAAGGCACAUCAGGCCCAACUAGCAGAGCACAAAGCUUUCCAGAACUGGAGCCAUCAUAUGGCAAUGAGGAAAAAGCAGGAAAAACACCUAGGAGAAAUUCUUCACAAGCCAGAGAAUGAAUUGCUGAUGAACAUGUCAGACAAUUACAGGCAAAUCCAGGAAGAACGUGACCUCAUUGACCGGAGUCUCCCUGCCCUGUUUCCUGGAAAGGGAUACCGAGUGGGAAGCGAGUUCUGGAGCCUUCCUGAGCAAAUUGGGGAUGAACGCACCGGGCUGACUCUGACCCUGACCCGGACAGAAUGUGGGCACCCAGAACCACUCACUCAUGUGGGGAAACCCCGAACUGUCCAGAGGGAAACAGGUCUGAAGCCUCCAAAGAAGAUUCCUUGCCACCUAAACUGGGAUAAGAGUCUUUACCUGAAACAUCGACGACAGGAGCUAAAAUCUCUCCUAGAGGAGCUGGGCUUUUAUAAGCCGGAUCUGGAAGGACUGGAGGUGAUUGGGAAAGGGCAGCCUUUCACAUCUGUCUCAACUAAGGCUUUUCUACAUACCACCAUUUCUGAAGAGAUUGAGAUCCUCAGUGACCCCUUAGGUGACUCCUUCACCGAGGUUCCAGAAGCUGAAAAGGUUCCAUCUUUAGUUUUCUGUGGCGAGCCUGCUCGUUGGAUCAAGGGCAUCACUGCUUGCAGGAAGGAAAUUGGUAUUGCUGCCCGCCUCACCUUUGAGAGUCUGGCUAGUGAGAAGGCUGAAAGCUUCCUGACAGUGACCAAUGAUGGCAGAGCUUCCAUUUGGUACAACUGGAUGAGGCUUCCCCAGCAGAUCCCCUCCAGAGAAACCAAUGGGAGGAGAGUGCCCUGCUUUUACUUUGAUACCAGACCAGGUGUAAUUUUGCCUGGAGAAACUCUGAGGUUUUCUUUUAUUUUCAAGUCAGAGAGAGCAGGCAUUUUCAGCGAGCCCUGGGAAUUUAGGACACAUCCCCUGUUAUUAGGAGGAGCUCUGCUUCAGGUGACCCUUUGGGGAAUUGCUGUCUAUGAGGAUAAAUUGGCUGACUUCAGAGAGAAAUUGGAGAGUGAGCUGGCUGCUCGAGAAGGUGCUUCUAUAGUGAAAGAAAGCCUGAAUGAACUUCUUAAGCCAAUUCGGACACCCGAGCGUACCCCAUCUCCUGUGGAUGCCUGUGUCACAGAGGAAGAGCUGUUCCACAGGAAAAAUCCCAAGUUGCAUUAUCAGCAUCAAGUGGUAAAGCAGCUGCAUAAACUAUGGAGACAGCACCUGACUGUGCCUUCAGUCUUGGAGGAGGAAGUGCCCUUGGACCAGAGGAACACUGCAGAGGACAUGGAGUAUCAGGAGAGCACCUUGGAGCCUCCCUCUGUCCGGAGCAGCACCACUGAGCUCCCAUGUGGGAAGCACACAUUAGAGGAUGCUCCAAGGGAAAAGAGCACUGAGGAGGAAGAAGCAGGUCCUUCAGGAUGGAACCUUUCCCUCGAGGACUUUAAACAGGCUAUAAUGUCAAUCUCCGGGGAGGAGCAGCAGGAAGAAGCACUGACCCAGCUCAAUAAGGCAGCUCUGGAGCUUUGUGUUGAACAGAGGCCAACUCAGUUAGACCUUCUGUAUCCACUCUGCCUCCAGCUGUGGCGUGGAGCAAUUGAUGACUUGGUGAGUCAUUCUCUGAGGCUGAGAUCCGUGCUUGGUUUGAUGAAGAAGGACAUCUAUGCAGAAGCUGUUCCAGAGGAAACAGGUAAAUGGUUUUACCACGGCAACUGCUUUCUGUGGGCUGUUGGAAAUGCAAAAAACAUGAUGAAUUUGAACUGAAAUGUCAAUUUCAACAUGUCUCCCUGAGGAAGAAGCAUCAUGAAAAUAACUGGCAGAUUGUAUGACAGUAACAAUGCUAAUUGGGAUCUGUGGUUUGGCAUCAGGAAAAAAACAUCCCCACAAAAAAAAAGCCUUUUGAUUCAGCUAGGUCUAGCCAUGGUUUUCAUACAGACUGA
Messenger RNA from Camarhynchus parvulus, 2543 nucleotides. RefSeq names its product MYCBP associated protein (gene MYCBPAP). The record is from RefSeq and is a predicted model, not a curated record. The transcript has 16 exons. NCBI's taxonomy places the organism in Eukaryota, Metazoa, Chordata, Aves, Passeriformes, Thraupidae. Bases 1 to 2367 code for a protein of 788 amino acids.